This is a messenger RNA of Eucalyptus grandis, 2727 nucleotides long. Its product is annotated as disease resistance protein At4g27190-like. Lineage: Eukaryota; Viridiplantae; Streptophyta; Magnoliopsida; Myrtales; Myrtaceae. Bases 1 to 2727 code for a protein of 908 amino acids. The transcript is spliced from 2 exons. The record is from RefSeq and is a predicted model, not a curated record. Gene Ontology annotation, molecular function: ADP binding.
AUGUCGAUCGAUUCUGCUAUUCCUAUUGCGUGGGAUGUCUUGAAGUCCGUAGUUGCUCCCAUCAAGCGUCAAUUGGGAUACGUAAUCUACUCGAAGAGGCACGCCCAAGAUCUUCAGAAGGAAGUCGAGGAGCUUGCGGAUGAGGUUGAGAGGGUCCACAAUCUCACUGAAGACGCCAGAAACAAUCUUCGGAAUGUGAACAGAAGCGUCACGGGUUGGCAUGCAAGUGCUGAGACGGCCCUGAAGGAGGCGCGAGACCUGUUGCGCGACUUCCAAGAGGCGAGCAAGACUUGCUGCUAUGAAAUUCUUCCUGAUCCCAAGUGUCGCUAUCAAUUCAGCAGGAAGGCCAAGGACAAGAGCGAGGUCAUUCAGCAACUCACUCAAGAAUGCAGGGAAUUCGAGGCGUUGAACGACAUCUCCUCCAGCAAUCCUGCUCCAGGGAAUGUUGCUGCUCUGACUCCGGCUGAGGACAAUGGUGUCUUCGAAUCCAGAGAUUCUAUCAUUCGGGACAUCAUGGACGCUCUUGCCGAUGAUAGCAAUAGCGUGGUCGGGGUUUACGGGAUGGGCGGGGUCGGCAAGUCCACCCUUUUGGCGGAUGUCAAAGGGAGAAUGGUAGAAAAGAAGUCGUUCGAUUGGGUCGCUAAGGCCGACGUGUCGGAAAAUCCAGACAUCAAGAAUAUUCAAGGAGAGAUUGCGGACGCCUUGAGCCUUACCGAGAUAAAGAACAAAGAGACUACCAGCGGGCGAGCCGAGCUUUUGCACAAGAGGUUGGAAAAUGAGGAGAGGGAAAAAAAGAAGGUCCUCAUAAUACUGGACAACCUGUGGAAGGGGCUGGACUUAAAAUCAGUGGGCAUUCCUUGCGGACAUGACAACAAAGUCAUAGGAUGCAAGUUGCUGCUGACGUCAAGAUUUCAAGAUGUUUUGCGAAGGGAAAUGGGCUGCGACAGGGACUUCCACCUUGAAGAGCUGAAGGAUGAAGAGGCAAAAAGAUUGUUUAAGAGCACGGUGGGAGACAAAGUCCAUGAUGACCCGUUCAAAUCCUUGGUGGAUGAAGCAAUCCACAAAUGUGCAGGUUUGCCUUUCCUAAUUAUUGCAAUGGCAAAUAUUUUUAGAGACGCCGAUUUUCCUGGAUGGAAGGAUGUUUUGAGACAAAUCGAGAUGUCUACGAACAAAGGAAUCAGUGAGAGGAUAAAUGAGAUGUUGCAGUUGAGUUAUAAUCGUUUCAAAGGGGAGGAAGGCAAGGAGGUGAAGUCGUUGUUACGACUUUGUGUUGUUUAUGGUGUCUCUAAGCCCUCUCUUGAAAACUUGGUGAGGUACAGUGUGGGUUCAAGGUUAUUUCGAGAAGAUAGUAACAUGGAAGAAGUUAGAGAUAGGAUGAGCUCACUUGUCCAAACCCUAAAAGCCUCCUCUCUUCUGCUAAAAGACGAUGAAAAUGUUGAUGGUUUCAAGAUACAUGACUUGGUUCGGGGAUUUGUUGCCUUGGUUGCUUCAAGAGAUGACCCUCUUCUUGUGUUGAAAGAUAAUAAUAAGUCGGUGACAGAGUUGCCAAAUGACAAGCUCAAAAGUUGCACGGCGGUAUGCUUUCCCUAUGUUAACAUGAAGGAGCUUCCCAAAGAGUUAGAUUGCCCCGAAAUGCAGAUCUUUCUGUUGUUCACAUACAAUGAAUCUCUUAAGAUCCCAGAUUCAUAUUUCAACUCUAUGAAAAAACUCAUGGUCUUACAUCUUUCUCAUGUACAUCUCACUCAUUCACCUUUGCCAUUUCAAUUCUUGGAGAAUUUACACACUCUAUGUCUUGAUGGUUGUUCGUUAGACAAUGUAGCCGUGAUUGGUGAACUAAAAGGGCUACAUAUUCUUAGCUUUGUGGACUCUAAAAUUCGACGAUUGCCAAAAGAAAUCGGACAAUUGGUAGAGUUGAGGUUGUUAGACUUAAACCAUUGCUCACAACUUAAGAUAAUUGAACCGGAUGUGCUUGGAAGCUUGAUGAAAUUGGAGGAGUUGUAUAUGGAGAAUAGCUUUGAUCGAUGGGAUGCUGUGGAGCAAAAUCCACCAACUAAUGCCAAGCUUAUUGAGCUAAAUAACUUGAAGAAUCUCUGCACUUUGCAUUUGUCCAUUCUCAAUCCAAGUGGGCUCCCUGAGGAUUUAAACGUCGAGAAAUUAAUCAAGUACAAAAUCCAGAUAGGUGAUGUGACGCGCUGGAGAAGUCGCAAAGGAUCAAGCAUAUUGGAGCUUAAGUUGUAUCCAAUAAGCAAUAUUCUUCAGGAUGGAUUCAUGCAAACUUUCUUAGGCAAAACUGAUGAUCUAUUUUUAGAUGGAUUAAACGGAAUUGAGCAAAGUAUUUGCGAGUUAUCCCAAGAAGGCUUUCCAAAUUUAAAGCAUCUACACGUCGAGAAUAGUCCCUCCAUCCAUCAUGUCCUCCAAUCGCAAUCCUAUACAAAAUUUAGGAAGUUGGAGUCAUUACUUCUCAAGAAUCUCAUCAACUUUGAGAAGAUAUGUAACGACUCUAUUUCCUCCAAGUCCUUCAAUGCAUUAAAAGUGAUACAAGUCGAAAGUUGCAACAAAAUGGAAGUUUUGUUUCCUCUUUCAUUAUUGAGAGAACUUCCACAGCUUGAAGAGAUCCGAGCUAUCAAGUGCCACUUAAUGCGGGAGAUUGUAGAAGUUGAUGAUUGUGGGAAAGUUGAAUUGCAUAAUUUACAUUUGGAUAAAGCAACUGUUUUCGUCAUUGUGUAG